AUGUUUAUGUUGAGAAUGUGUCUACUGGGACCGUUCAUUGGAAUUGUAUACUAUGGCGGCAUCGAUGAAACCGUUGUUGGUAUCACCAGAGACUAUAAGAAGUGUGUGGAAUGCUAUAGAGUAUUUGGUGAUGUUGGUGACACGAGGGGUGAUGCUGUUGUUAUUAUGGCCGUUCCUGGAGAGGAUUGGGCCUAA
Perkinsus marinus ATCC 50983 is the source of this 195-nucleotide messenger RNA. RefSeq lists its product as hypothetical. The transcript has 3 exons. The record is from RefSeq and is a predicted model, not a curated record. The coding region runs from base 1 to 195 and encodes 64 amino acids. Lineage: Eukaryota; Perkinsozoa; Perkinsida; Perkinsidae.